CAAAUGGGUUUAAUGACUACCGAACUCCAAGUCCAAAGAUUAAGACAAGCAACCAAAAAGUUGGAGUUUUAGAGGAAGGGGAGACUUUUGCAAUUAUUGUCCCCAAAGGCAGCAUAAAAGUCAAAGAGGUUCCUACUUCUCCCGACUGUUCCUACCUAGAAUUAACUCAAGGAGUUUUAGAAAUAAAAAAACUGUUGGAUAAAAGCGAGAUUGCUCGUUUUGGAAAUCUGGCCGAAUUAAGAGAGGAACAUCAAAACACCCCGGGAACUAGCCAAACAAUUAUUAGAGAGGGGGAAGAACAAAUUUUCGACUUAACUAAAAUCGGAGGUUUUAGCAGUAAAGUUAUAAGUAAUUUUGAUUGCUUAAUAAAAAAAGCCGAUUACUUUAACUCAGAAUUAGUAACUUUUCAGAACAAAGAAUUUUACGAAGACAUAACUAAGGAUAGAGAAAUACAUAUCCAAAACACGAAAAAAAUUUCCAACUGUAAAAGAGAGUUUCGGGAAAACUUCACCAAAUUUCAAGAGUCAGUUCAAUCUUCCAACUCUAGUAUUUUCUCCCUUUUCCGACCUGGCAUCCCAAAAGAUUUAGAGAUUUCUAGCAGAGAAUUGAAGAAUUUGUUCUACGAUUUAGAAAUUGCUAAAUCAACUCAAUUUCGACUAGAAAUCAACCAACAAAUAACUAAUCUCCACGACCAUUACACUCAAGAAAAACAAGAGUAUAAUCAGUUAAUUCAAGCGGGAGAAAGUGCCUUAAAACUUAAAAAUCAAGAAUUAUCGAGUAAGGAAAGAGAAAAGGAAGAACUAGAAAGGUUAGGUAGAGAACAAUUGAACAAAAAAGAAUCUGAAAAGCAAGCAAUUCAAACAGAAAAAGAACAAUUACAAAAUCAAAUUCAACUUCUUCAAGAACAAAUUCGAACUAUCACUCUCAAUUAUCAACAAGUAGCCAGAAAAUGCCAGGCUUACGAAGAAAUUGAA
Molecule: messenger RNA, 974 nt
Organism: Racocetra fulgida
Lineage: Eukaryota; Fungi; Glomeromycota; Glomeromycetes; Diversisporales; Gigasporaceae
Source: the annotation of a GenBank genome assembly